Paramecium tetraurelia is the source of this 930-nucleotide messenger RNA. RefSeq lists its product as uncharacterized. The transcript is spliced from 3 exons. NCBI's taxonomy places the organism in Eukaryota, Ciliophora, Oligohymenophorea, Peniculida, Parameciidae. The record is from RefSeq and is a predicted model, not a curated record.
AUGAGAAAAUCACUAGGACAAUGUUUGCAGAAAUCAUCGUUUCUAAGUUAAAGACAAACAAAUCCAGAUCUCACUUAAGAAAAGAAAUUAGGUGUUAGAUUUGCAACCUAAUAUUAAUUGACUAUUCCUGAUAUAGUGACAAAUGAUCCGAAUCAAUUAGAAUUGGUUAGGAUAAAGGAGAAAUACAAGUGGAAAUGUGAGGAGCUAGAUAGAACAAAGUAAGUGAUGGAAGAGGAACAUAAAUCAAUAGAAGAAAGGGCGAAUAAACUAAGCAAAGGGGAGAAGGAAAUACGCAUUUUGGCAUCCCAAAUAAAGGAUAAACUCAAUGUUUUAGGAGAAUAAGAAUAGAAUUUCAGGGAGAAGGUUUAGUUACAGGAAGAGAAAAUGAAGGAGAGGGAAUAAUAAUUAUAGAUUAGCAUGAAGCAAUUAGAGGAUUAGUAAAACACAUUAGAAUUAGAAAAAAAUAAAUUGAAGAUUAGAGAGAAAUGUUUGCAGGAGAAGGAGUUUAUUAUAGAUCAAAAUUUAAGAGAAGCCGAAUAAUAUGUUGAUAAACUAAAAUAUCAAUUAUAAAAUGUGAAUUAAAAGGAGAAUUAUUAUCAUUAAUAAAUAGAUAAACUGAAUUCUGGAUUACAGACUAUUAUAUAGCAUGAAUUAUCAAUAAAAAAUAUUGAAUUCAAUUUGAGCAAAUAGGUUCAGCAAUUAAGAGAAGUAGAACAAAGUUUAAUAGAAUAAAUACAGAAUUGUAGAUAAUAAGAGGAAGUAUUUGAUUAAAGAGACUUAAAUAUACAAGUAAGUGAAUAACUGAUCAAUCGAAAAUUGGAGUGGGAUAACAAACAAAUACAAUCGGCCAAAAUAUCCAAGCUUAAUACUGAGAAUUCAAGAAUGGAGAUAUCAAACUUUGUUCACUCUGCUUUUUCACAAAAAUUCUGA